AUGCUGGCCCGAAAAGCCUCCCUCAACCAGCUCACCCAGAACUCGCUGGCAUCUAUUCCUGAUGGUACGGUAGGCUAUGGAUUGGGGAGCCCUACAAGAUCCACCCGGGAUGACUAUCGGGGUCGAUCAACCCCCAUCGGAGCUGACGUCGAGGUCGGUGACGCCGUCAAUACUCCUGGUGGAAUGCAUGGAACUGUCAAAUUUAUCGGAAAUGUUAAAGGAAAGGCUGGAAUAUUUGUCGGAGUGGAGCUGGAUCCGGACAUAUCUGGAAGGGGCAAGAAUGAUGGCGCAGUCGACGGAGUUCGCUACUUUACCACUGCUCAGCCAAACUCCGGUAUCUUCGUCCCGCUAGCACGAACUACGAAACGGCAUUCAGCCUCAUCCUCAAAUCCCCCACCGACACCCACACUUCUGAGCCUACCUUCGCCUGUAGGACCUUCACAGCUGACACCUCCGACACCUUCGAGAAAUCGCUCGGAGUCUCCUGCACAUCGCUUCGCAAAUGGAAUUGGGAAAGCUCCAAGUACCCGGCCGUCAUUGCCAAGACCUGAGAGUCCUAUGCGAAGAGGGACUCCCGGCCCUGGCUCAAGACCUGGCCUACAUCCACCAGUAACACCUAGAAAUGUUUCUUCAGCUGCCGGAGGCAGAUUUGGCGCUCCUAGUCCUACACCGGGGAAAUUGAGUUAUGGUGGCCGAGCAAGAGCCAGCAGUAUUGCUUCAACGGUGGAUGGAAGGCCGGGUACAUCGGGGGGCGGUGCUCCACCGCUAAGGCUUGCACAAACACCCAAUGCGCGUGCUCCAUAUUCGUUGGGGUCGAAACAGCCCAAGAGCAAUAUGGGAUUGAGUCAGGUGAUGAGGGCAGGGAGUUCAAUGGGUAUGAGAAGCAUCAGUUCCCUCGAUCGGCAUAUGGAGGAGCACCAUGAGACAUCGCCAAUAGACUCGGGAAUUGCCAUGAGCAGGGCGGAUGAUUUAGAUAAUUCCGGGGCUACCUCGGCGCUGGAAUCUAAGCUAGCGGAGAAGGAUGAACAGCUAAAGGAGCAAGCGGCAGCAUUGCUGGAGAUGGAAGCAUCAUUAACAGAGUUGCAAUCUCUCGUUCAGAAUGCCUCCUCUCCGCAGAUGUCACAUUUUACUUCUCCGACUAUCUCCAUCAGGUCGGGUGCUUUUGAGGAUGCGGAUGCUACUCAGUUGAGGGCUUUGCUUCGGGAAAAGAAUGAAAAGAUUCAGCUUCUUACAGCGGAGUUUGAUGCACAUAGAGCGGACUUCAGAUCGACUAUCGAUACUCUGGAGCUCGCCAGCACGGAAACAGAGAGGGUAUAUGAAAAACGAGUUGAUGACCUUACGGCAGAGAUUCGGGAGCUACAGGAGAGAAAUGAUGAUGUAGAGAGUGUGGCACGUCAGUUGAAGCAAUUAGAAGAGUUGGUCGCGGAGUUAGAAGAGGGGCUAGAGGACGCCAGGAGAGGAGAGGCGGAGGCUCGAGGGGAGGUGGAAUUCUUGAGAGGGGAGGUAGAGAGGAGCAGAGAAGAGCUCCGAAGAGAGAAGGAAAAGAAUGCUGCUGCCGUGGCAAACGCUGCCGUUGGGAAGAUGAUGCGCUCCAAUAACGAUGAGGUUGAGAAGAGGGACGAUGAGAUUAGGGGUUUGAAGGCCAUUAUUCACUCUCUGAGCCGGGAUACGAUAUCCGCUGACGAUGGUACGAACGAUGGUCACUCACACCUUGACGGAGUCGGUGUGGCGGGGAAGUUGGGGGACAAUGGAGAGGUAGAGGAGCUGGCUAGGGAGCGCAUGUCGCGAGAGAAGUUGGAGAAGGAGGUUGGAGAGUUGGAGUCAUUGAUCGAAAGACGUGCUGCUAGGGAGGAGGAACUUGAGAAAGAGAUUGAACUUCUCAAGAAGCGCAAGGAAACCCGCAGCAGCACCACUAAUAACUCUGAGAAAACUGUCACAGGUUGGGCUGGUCGGGAGCGGAGAGAUAGUGGUAGAGACUCCCGAGCAACCAUUGGAAGCUGGAGAAGCAAGCACCAGCCGACAUCCUCUGCAGCAUCCUCUUUGUUGCAACAGCCUGCUCCUGCACCUGAGUCGUCCUUGCUCACCGAUGAUUUCAGUAUGACUGGCAGCGGCGGCCUCACUCCCAUCACUGCUGAGGAUUCUGAAUCUGCCGACGGCAGCGUUCUUUGGUGCGAGAUCUGUGAGACAGCAGGUCACGACAUCCUCACCUGUACCAACAUGUUCGGCUCCGCAGCCGGGGGCCCGGCAUCUGCUGGGCCAGAGGGCGAGAAAACCGCUGCUGCCGCUGCUGCGGAGGAAGCCGAAGGGGAUGAGAGGUCCCUGCAUGUAACAUCGCCGAUCAUGGAACGGGGUGCCAGCUCUAGCUCUGCAUUUCCCGAGUCCUCGACAGAUGACGAUGCAGACUUUAAGAGCGCUAUUUCGGAAAAGAAGAAGAGCGUUCAUCUUCCACCCCCACCGCCAAUGGUGGACGGCAGCUUUGGGCCUAUAGCUGGAAGGGAAACCGGUGUUAUUAAUAUGAACAAGUGGUGUGCUUUGUGCGAGAGAGACGGUCAUGAAAGCGUUGAUUGCCCUCUCGAGACUGAUUUCUAA
Messenger RNA from Tuber melanosporum (Perigord truffle), 2589 nucleotides. RefSeq lists its product as uncharacterized. The transcript has 2 exons. Lineage: Eukaryota; Fungi; Ascomycota; Pezizomycetes; Pezizales; Tuberaceae. Bases 1 to 2589 code for a protein of 862 amino acids. The record is from RefSeq and is a predicted model, not a curated record.